AUGUUAAGAUCCUUUAUUCCACAAAAUACUAUCACCAUACGUGAAUAUUCUGGACUUGGUCAAAGAAAACAGUUUUAUAGAAAGUAUCCUCUAGAAUUAGUUGGAAUUAUAGCUCCCAAAGAAUUUUAUCAAUCAAUAGAUACUAUUAAUUAUGUACGUGGAAGAACAUUCACCAGAAAAACUCUUGCGGUGUGUCUUUUGUUUACAAUUCUUUUCGUGGGAUCUAUAAUAACGAUUCUUGGCGGAGUAUUAACAGCAUUUACAUCUCGACCAGUAUGGAUUACUUUGUUGUCAAUCGGAGGUACAAUGUUUGCAAUUCCCACUCUGUAA
This is a messenger RNA of Adineta ricciae, 330 nucleotides long. The record is from the annotation of a GenBank genome assembly. NCBI's taxonomy places the organism in Eukaryota, Metazoa, Rotifera, Eurotatoria, Adinetida, Adinetidae.